AUGGAAGUCAUCCAGUCGCCACCCCUCCGUCGAGAAACCGGAAGCCGUCGUUGCACAACUGCCGAUGAAGAUGAACCGCCAUGGGAAACACGUUAUUUCUUCUGUUGUUGUUAUUCUUGGUACACAACGUUUCUUCCCUCCUACUCUCCAUCUUCCAAACCACCGCCAUCGUCGGCCGAUAACCUCACAUUUUGUAACAUAGCGGGUGUUGUUGGCCGGAACGCUAGCGGACCACCAAGGCAGCCAACCAUGGUGGUUGCCGCCACUUCUACUUCUUUCUGCCGCUUUCUGCCGUAUCUUGCCACCACCAGCCACCUUGGGAGAUGGUUGCGGGUAUCAUUUUUGGCCGAAAAACCCACCGCCACCAUUGUGAGGUGGUGGCUGCCACCGCUUGUUGCACCCUGCCACCGCAUGGGUGGUUGUUUGUGUGUCAUUAGAUUUGUAUGA
This is a messenger RNA of Lactuca saligna, 447 nucleotides long. NCBI's taxonomy places the organism in Eukaryota, Viridiplantae, Streptophyta, Magnoliopsida, Asterales, Asteraceae. The record is from the annotation of a GenBank genome assembly.